AUGACGAGGAGAUUGACAUUAGAGACAGACGAAGAUCAUAAUUUUGUUUAUGUAAGACCCAAGGCAAUAAUUGGAAGUUCCGGAUCAGCAUGGGCAAGUGAAACUGUUGACUUGAGACAUAGGUCCCCUGAUGUACUCGAGAUGCCAACUUCAAAUGAGCACACUUACACAGAAGCAUUUCGCGGUUUUUGUGCACAUGCUCAUGAUUACCUGUUUCAAUGUAUGGAUAGAGCGAUGUAGUGGAUAUGAGCAAAGUAACCACAAAGUCCGAGUGCCCACACCGUUUGUAUGAAGCCAGCCGUGUUGGUCAUUUACAGAGGGGCCUCAAAAGAGCCUUAGAAACGUUUGACAUGGAUACGUCACUGACUGAUGCAGAGAAAACUUUUGCUACACGUGUCAUACCUACAUUGUCUCAAAUUCAGAGCACCCUUUAUGAGUUAAAAGAUGUUAUAUCGUCCUCUGAAUUUACUGGUGUUAGUGUAGGAGAAAUGAUGAUCCUGAAUGCGAGAGUCAAAGUUUCUUCUACCAGUCUUUUUGAAAUUUUCGAAAACUUGAAGCUUCCCAAAGUCAAGCCAAAAUGGGCUGAUCUUACAGAUGCAGGACCAGGAGUUGGCGUUUCAAACUAUCUUUUGAGGUUUAGAGACUCUGAAAUGGCAAGAUUGUACAAUUCAGAUUAUAGGGUACGUUGUCAUAGAUCGCGAUGUGAUAGUGGUCAGGGCGAGGCUGAACGGACAAAUAGCGCCAUUGGAGAUUCUAUUGUCGAUGGAGAAACCGUUGAGUGGGAGAAAACCAAGUGCUUUCAAGGAAUGACUGAGGAAAUCGAUGUCAGUGAAAGACUUCCAGGAAUACGAGAAAAAAAGAAUGGAAAAUAA
Molecule: messenger RNA, 872 nt
Organism: Porites evermanni
Lineage: Eukaryota; Metazoa; Cnidaria; Anthozoa; Scleractinia; Poritidae
Source: the annotation of a GenBank genome assembly